Molecule: messenger RNA, 477 nt
Organism: Orbilia oligospora ATCC 24927
Lineage: Eukaryota; Fungi; Ascomycota; Orbiliomycetes; Orbiliales; Orbiliaceae
Exons: 2
Coding region: 1-477 (158 amino acids)
Source: RefSeq, a predicted model, not a curated record
AUGGGCCAGUACCUCUGUGGCUCGAUCCUACAACCCCAAAAGCCAGAUCACCACGAACGUGGGUUAACCUGGAUAAUUCUCUCAGGUCUCCGUACUCGAGGUUUAAUACCAAGAACCAUCAGAAAUAUGCUCCUCCCCGGUUGGGGAAGCGGAUUGUGCUUUGACAAAGUGGGGGAUAUCCUUCAAUUCGAUCCUGACGAUCCUAGGAGUCUUAUCAAUGAGUUGCGAAGUAGAGAGCUAGCGGGAAUCGUAGUAUGGUUCCUGCCGUUAUGUUUCCUCCGUCCAGGUCGGUUAUAUUUAAUCGAUGAAGACGAUAUGCCUCCAAGCAUCCUGCGGGAAGCAUUUUGGUGCGCCGCUGUCUAUCCCUCCAACGAGCCUCAAAAAGUGGCGCUCCGUGUUGGCAGUGAAAACCUGCGAAAAGUGCUGGAGCACCCUAAUUUUGGUGCGGACGAUUGGGACUAUUCUCCCCGCGUCUGA